CCUCAAAGACAAAAAUCAAGGUGAACUCAUCCCCCCUGUGCUGCGGUGGACAGUGACAUACCUGAGGGAGAAAGGGCUUCGCACGGAGGGUCUGUUCCGGAGAUCGGCCAGUGCCCAGACUGUCCGCCAGGUGCAGCGGCUGUAUGAUCAAGGGAAGCCAGUGAACUUUGAUGACUACGGGGACAUGCAUGUCCCAGCUGUGAUCCUGAAGACGUUUCUGCGAGAGCUGCCCCAGCCGCUGCUGACCUUCCAAGCCUAUGAGCAGAUUCUUGGGAUCACCAGUGUGGAGAGCAGCCUGCGUGUGACCCACUGCCGCCUGAUCCUGCAGAGCCUCCCUGAGCACAACUACACCGUCCUCCGCUACCUCAUGGGUUUCCUGCAUGAGGUGUCUCAGGAGAGCAUUUCAAACAAGAUGACCAGCUCAAACCUGGCAUGUGUGUUCGGGCUGAACUUGAUCUGGCCGUCACAAGGGGUGGCUUCCCUGAGUGCCCUGGUGCCUCUGAACCUGUUCACGGAGCUGCUGAUUGAGUACUAUGACAAAAUUUUCAGUGCCCAAGAGGCCCCCAGGGAGCACACACAGAACACUGUGGAAAUGGAACAGGCUGGCCCUGUCACCAAAGGAUUCACACAGACAGGCGUGCCCCGGGCCUCACCAUACUUGCCACGCCUCCGCAUCCCCUGACUGGCUGACACCUCAAGUUGGGAUGCCCCCUUGCAAUCUAUGAAUCUGUCCGUUUGUCUUAUGAACUUAUUGUCUAUAAGAAGACGCAGGAAUUAGAUGAACCAGAACUUUUUAGUGAGAAUUUUGUGCUUCUGAUUGUUGGGUCCAUCGUGGUCCUUGGCUAUGGCUAAAGUGAAACAGAUCUAUGAGGGUGAUUGUUUAUCCAAUGUGACUUAAGAGAAAUGUGAAUUUGUGGGCAAGGGGCCCAGAACAUUCACUAUGUGACAGGCAAUCCAACCUAGUGACUCACAGCUUAAAAGGGUUUCCUACUGUGUCCUCAAGUCAUAUUCUCAGUCCACAAGUGAAGACUGGGAGACCCAGGAAAGUAAGAGUACACCCAUGCCCAGAGCCAUGCUGUUGGAAAACACUGUUCCCGAAAUUAACUUUAGCUUACAGGUUACAGUCCCUCAUGAAGGGAGGGCAGAGCAGGAACCCAAGGCAGGAACCUGGAGGCAGCAACUGAGGCAGAGGCCAUGGAGGAGUGCUGCUUACUGGCUUGCUCCUCAUGGCUUAUUCAGCCUGCUUUCUUACAGCACCCAGGAGUACCAGCCCAGGGGUGCCACUGUCUUUAGUGAGCUGAGCGCUCACACUCAAUCAUCAGUCAUGAAGAUGCCCUGUAGUCUGGCUGAAAGGCAAUCUGAUGGAGGCAUUUUUCUCCACUGAGAUUUCUCUUCCCAGAUGACCAUAGCUUGUGUCAGGCUGACAAGAAAUUAACCAGUAUAGCUGUGUCUAAACCCAUGCAGGCUUCUGCUCUGCAACUUUCACAGAGAAGCAAGGAUGAGGGAGGCUCCAGGCUUGCUCUUCCCAUCCAGACAAUAGGUGCUUAUACCCAUCCAUCUCAUGGUGGCUUGAGCUAGAAUUGCAGCCCACCUGCCCCACACUGUCAGCCUUGGCACAUUUGGUCUCCUCUGCCAGAUUCCUGUCUGGGCAUAAAGCAGUGAGAAAGCUGAAUACUCUCCCUAAUAUGGAUGUUUAUCUACUUAUAUCUGCCACUGAACAGUCAUGCUUGUAUGACUGUAUCUCCUGGUUGUACCAAAAUUGCUCAGCAUGUCUAACCCAAGGCUCAGACACAAUCCGCCAUAGCUAUGGACACAGCACAACCCAGAAUGGCAAAGUUGCUUGAAAGUUGUUAGUGAUUGGGGCAGGGAGGGGGGUAACUUAACCCUGCAGUAUUUUCCCCCCUGCGGUUCUUGAGCGUGAGUUUGUAGAUGACAACUUGUCACACCACAGAAAGGUUGGACACUGAUAGAUAUUUGAGAUUAAAAUAAAUAUGUCUCCAUUGGUCA
Molecule: messenger RNA, 2007 nt
Organism: Cricetulus griseus (Chinese hamster)
Lineage: Eukaryota; Metazoa; Chordata; Mammalia; Rodentia; Cricetidae
Source: RefSeq, a predicted model, not a curated record